Molecule: messenger RNA, 1931 nt
Organism: Daucus carota subsp. sativus
Lineage: Eukaryota; Viridiplantae; Streptophyta; Magnoliopsida; Apiales; Apiaceae
Exons: 3
Coding region: 486-869 (127 amino acids)
Cellular component (GO): nucleolus
Molecular function (GO): RNA binding
Source: RefSeq, a predicted model, not a curated record
UAUUCAGACAAAACAUUUCAAAUUAAAACACACUCUCUUUUCUCUCUCCCCGACUCUCUCUCGUUUCUAAGACUCUCUCUCUCAAUCGAACUGCCCCUCUCUCUAAAUCGAAGCUGUGCAAACCCUAGUCGAAGUGUUGAAGCCAUAAUCAAAGCUGUUUGAGCUCUCAUAGACCUAAUCGAAGCUUCUCAAGCCCUAAUCGAAGUUGUUGAAGGCCAAAUCGAAGUGUUGAAACCCUAAUCGAAACUGCUGAAGCUCUGAAACACCUUCAUUAUAUAUUUCUCCAUUUACGAUUAGCGUUACUACAUUUUCCUUUUCUAGGGUUUCAUAACCCAACACAAAGUCUGGCUCCAAGAGUGAUUCCGAUGAUUUUGGUCUCCGAUAAGACAUGGAAGCUCUUCUUAGAGCUUGUAUGUCACUGGUGUGGCUCUAAUUUCUGAUUACGAUUCAGAUUCGGGCGGAGAAGACAGAGACUUGUAUAGGAAAUGAGUGCAGAAAUAGUGAACCCAAAGGCAUACCCAUUAGCUGAUUCACAGAUAACCGUCACAAUUUUUGAUCUUGUUCAGGAAGCUGCUAAUUACAAGCAACUUAAGAAGGGUGCUAAUGAAAGUCAGCUCUUAAACCCCAUUGUAUUUAUAUGUUUAAAGUCCAAUACUUUCAUGGUUCUUUGUAAAUUAAAAUGUUGUGUACUAUUAUGUGUAUGUGUGUGUUUUUAUAUGAUGAUUAAUGGGUUGGGUUUGAUUUCUGCAACAAAGACACUGAACAGAGGAAUUUCAGAGUUUCUGGUCAUGCCUGCUGAUACUGAGCCUCUCGAGAUUCAUCUCCAUCUCCCCCUUCUUGCUAAAGACAAGGUUGGUCGCUACUUUUAAUUGAUUAACUAGAAGGGGGAGCUUUAUAAUUAUUCAGGUUGUGGGAAUACCAUAAAUUGCAACCAUCCUAUUGUGCGACAAUUAUAUUAUAUCGUCUCUGCAAAAAUCAUAGACUGCCAGAAAGUAUCUCAAGAAGCAUGCAGCCAUGCAGCUCAAAACGAACGAUUGCCAGUACAGACAACAAUCUGUGUAAAAGGUAAGAGCUCACAACUGAGGUAAGAGCUUUUUACAAUAAAUACAAUAUUUUUCACUUGAAAUUGAUAUACAUAUGUCUUUUACCUGUCUCUGAGGAUUAAAUAUCCAUUACCUUUUCCAUCUGUCAGGCUUCAGAAGAUGCUGCUGAUUAUUUCAACAAUGAUAUAUAACCCAGAAAUUAACGAAAAUAUGCUUUUACAGGUGGAAUAUAAUGCUGAAUGUGCAUGGUAAUUUGUUUAAUCUUUAAUCAAUACAUAUAUAAUUCACUUGAAUGUGCAUGCUUUUUGUUAGAUAUACAGUCUCAUUUUAUAUAUAGAACAAAUCGGAUUUUUAGAGGGCAUGCAUACUUUUGGUUCCUAAAUUUGAAUGUGAAGAGUUUAGUUUAAUUAAAUAUUUGGCUAUUACUUGAAGUAAACAUCUUAUAACACACAAGUAAGUUGAGAUACAUUAGGUCAGACAACGAAUGAUGUUUUUUUUUGUUAUUAAAGAGCAUGUGAGGAGUUUUGAGUUAUGAUUAGUAGAUUAGAUUACAACUAGACUUUCAUGCCUGUUACAUUUUUCAAGUCAUUUAGCAUAAAGAAGGUGUUGUGCGCUCCUGGCAUCUUAAUGUGAGUCCGUAUAUAUUAUAAUUUUUGUGUCUGAGAUUUCCUACAAAAGACUUAUUUUUUGCUUGUACUUGCUGUCAUUUCUUUAGAUAGCUGGUAUAUAAAUUUGAGAUAGAAUGCAAAUUCUGUAGAAGUUUGUACAAUUGUCUUCUUAGUCAAUGUUAACAUGAUUGUGAAAUAAUCAUUCAGCAGAAGAUUCGUAAUGUGUCAUAGUAAAUUAUUCAAUCUUUCGGUUAAUUGUAUUUUAAUAUUCUCUUGUCUA